This is a messenger RNA of Coniophora puteana RWD-64-598 SS2, 5055 nucleotides long. Its product is annotated as Pentafunctional AroM protein. Gene Ontology annotation, biological process: aromatic amino acid biosynthetic process; chorismate biosynthetic process. Gene Ontology annotation, molecular function: shikimate kinase activity; shikimate 3-dehydrogenase (NADP+) activity; 3-phosphoshikimate 1-carboxyvinyltransferase activity. Gene Ontology annotation, cellular component: cytoplasm. Bases 1 to 4914 code for a protein of 1637 amino acids. The record is from RefSeq and is a predicted model, not a curated record. Lineage: Eukaryota; Fungi; Basidiomycota; Agaricomycetes; Boletales; Coniophoraceae. The transcript has 6 exons.
AUGGACGCCGACGUCACGAGGGUGUCCAUCCUCGGCAGGGACUCCAUCCACUGUGGCUUCCACCUCAUCCCCUACAUCGCCCACACCGUCCUCACAAACCUCCCCUCCUCCACCUACGUCCUCAUCACCGACACAAACGUCGCCUCCUUCCACCUCCAGGCCUUUGAAAAGGCCUUCAUCGACGCAUUCGACACCGCCAAGACCCCAGAAAAACCGAGGUUCAUCAGCAAGGUCAUCGCACCCGGCGAGACGUCCAAGAGCCGCGAGGGCAAGGCCGACAUCGAGGACUUUUUGCUGCUCAAUGGCUGUGUCAGGGACACCGUCGUUCUCGCCCUCGGAGGGGGCGUCAUUGGCGAUCUCUCGGGCUUCGUCGCUGCUACCUUCAUGCGCGGCGUGCGCUUCUGCCAGAUCCCGACCACGCUCCUCGCGAUGGUCGACUCGGCCGUAGGCGGCAAGACCGCGAUCGACACGCCCCACGGAAAGAACCUCAUCGGCGCCUUCUGGCAGCCCGAAUACAUCUUCAUCGACGCCGCCUUCCUCGAAACGCUCCCGCAGCGCGAGUUCUCGAACGGCAUGGCCGAGGUCGUCAAGACCGCCGCGAUCUGGUCGCACGACGAGUUCACGAUCCUCGAGUCCUCCGCCGAACAGCUCUUCGCCGCGAUCCAGUCCCCCGCGCCGUGCCCCGUCGGACGCACGGCCGCGGACCGCACGGCGGCGCAGACGCUGCUGCUGCGCACGAUCAGCGCGUCGAUCAACGUCAAGGCGCACAUUGUGACGAUCGACGAGCGCGAGACGGGCCUGCGCAACCUCGUCAACUUUGGGCACUCGAUCGGGCACGCCAUCGAGGCCGUCCUCACGCCUGCGGUGCUCCACGGGGAGUGUGUGAGCGUGGGCAUGAUUCUCGAGGCGGAGCUCGCGCGCUCGAGGGGCGUGUGUGGGCAGGUGGUGAUUGGGCGGCUGGCGAGGUGUCUCAAGGCGUAUAAUCUGCCGAUUAGCGUGACGGACCCGCGUAUUGCAAGGGUGCCGGCGGUGCAGGGUCUGGGCGUGUCGAGGUUGUUGGAUAUUAUGCGUAUCGACAAGAAGAACUCGGGCAGCCAGAAGAAGAUUGUGCUGCUGAAGGAGAUUGGCAAGACGUAUGAGCUCAAGGCGAGCGUGGUCCCCGACGAUGCGAUUGCGAAGGUGCUCAGCGAUGCGGUGCGCGUUGUGCCUGGUACGCCGGCCAAGAAUGUGCGCAUGGCGACGCCGGGAUCGAAGAGUAUCUCGAACAGGGCGCUCGUGCUCGCUGCGCUGGGCAGCGGAACGUGCAGGCUGAAGAACUUGUUGCAUUCGGACGAUACGGCGGUGAUGAUGAAUGCGCUCCAGGAGCUCAAGGGCGCCUCCUUCGAAUGGGAAGACGCAGGCGAGACCCUCGUCGUGCACGGCGGCGGCGGCUCGCUCGGCGUCCCCGCCGCCGGAAAAGAGCUCUACCUCGGCAACGCCGGCACCGCCGCGCGCUUCCUCACGACCGUCUGCGCGCUCGCCGCGGCCAACCCCGCGGACGCGUCUCUCCCGACCAACAUCACGGGCAACGCGCGUAUGAAACAGCGCCCGAUCGGCCCGCUCGUCGACUCGCUGCGCGCGAACGGGUGCGCGGUCGAGUACCGCGAGAGCACGGGCUCGCUCCCGCUCGCGAUUCCCGCGGGCGGGCUUGCGGGCGGCAAGAUUCGGCUCGCGGCGAGCGUGUCGAGCCAGUAUGUGAGCUCGAUCCUGCUGUGUGCGCCGUAUGCGAAGGCGCCGAUUGUGCUGGAGCUCGUGGGCGAGGAGGAGGGCAAGGGCGUGAUUUCGCAGCCGUAUAUCGACAUGACGAUUGCGAUGAUGGAGACGUUUGGGGUCUCGGUCAGGCGUCUCAGCGACGAGAAGACGGGCAGGCUUUUGGACGUGUACGAGAUUUCGAGGGGCACGUACAAGAACCCCGGGACGUAUGUGAUUGAGAGCGACGCGAGCAGCGCGACGUAUCCGCUGGCGGUCGCGGCGAUCACGGGCACGCGGUGCACGGUGACGGGCAUCGGGUCGGCGUCGUUGCAGGGCGACGCGCGCUUUGCGGUGGAGGUGCUCGGGCGCAUGGGGUGCACGGUCGAGCAGACGGCGGAGGAGACGACGGUGCAGGGCCCGCCGCCGUACGACGCGGCGACGGGGGAGGGCGGGCUGCGUGCGCUGGGGGAGAUUGAUAUGGAGACGAUGACGGACGCGUUUUUGACGGCGAGUGUGCUUGCUGCUGUUGCGUGUCGGCCGGCGAAGGAGGGGUUGGGGAUUGAGGGGGCGGGGAAGGAGUAUACGAGUCGCAUUUUGGGGAUUGCGAAUCAGCGGGUGAAGGAGUGUAAUCGGAUUAGGGCGAUGAUGGAUCAGCUUGCCAAGUUCGGGAUCAAGACUACGGAGCUGGACGACGGCCUCGAGGUGCAUGGGCAGGCGGCGCCGACGCUCAAGGAGGGUGCGAGCAUUCAUUGCUACGACGAUCACCGUGUUGCAAUGGCGUUCUCUGUUCUUGCGACUACUGUCAAGGGCACGGUUCUCGAGGAGAAGCGCUGCGUCGAGAAGACGUGGCCGAACUGGUGGGAUGAUCUGCAGAACAAGAUCGGCAUCCACGUCGAGGGCAUCGAGCUCGACAAGUCGCACGACGGUGCCGCUGCCUCCACCUCCAAGGACGUCUCCACCGCGCCCACGGCCCCUGCAGACAGCGACGCGACAGUCAUUCUCAUCGGCAUGCGCGGCUCGGGCAAGUCACACAUUGGCGAGCUCGCCGCGCGCACGCUCGGCCGGUCCUUCCUCGACGCGGACGCACACUUUGAGACGCUGCACGGGCCCGUGCGCGCGUACGUGGCGGAGCACGGGUGGCCCGCGUUCCGCGCUGCGGAGACGAAGAUCCUCGGCGACCUGCUGCAGACGCACGCCAAGGGACACGUGCUCUCGCUCGGCGGCGGGAUCGUCGAGACGCCCGAGGCGCGCGAGCUGCUCGUGGCGUUUGGCGGUGCCAAGGCGGGCGGCAAGGUUGUGCAUGUCGUGCGGGAGGUGGACGAGGUCGUGCGUUAUCUCGGCGAGGAGACGGCGCGUCCUGCGUAUGGCGAGCCGGUCACGGACGUGUGGAAGCGGCGCGAGCCGUGGUUUGCGCAGUGCGCUGGGUUCGAGUUCGUCAACUACACGGGUGUGCUCGGCGGUGCUGCUGCUGUGCAGGACGAGGCGCGCAGGGAGAAGGAGCUCGCGGGCGAGGUGGCGAGGUUCUUUGGGCAUGUUGCUGGGACGUCUGUUAAUCUUGCGCAGAACGUUGCGAAGAAGGACACGCGGUCGUAUUUCCUCUCGCUCACGUACCCCGAUAUCACCCCUGCCUUGGCGCAUAUGGAGCACCUCGUCGAGGGCGUCGAUGCUCUUGAGCUCCGUGUCGAUCUCCUCCGCGCGCCGAAGGACCUGGACAAGCCCGUCGCGCCAGGGACGUACAUUCCUCCGGCUGCGUACGUCGCCGAGCAGCUGGCGGCGCUGCGCCGCGCGACCAGUCUUCCGAUCGUGUUCACCGUCCGCACUGUCUCGCAGGGCGGCGCGUUCCCCGACGGCGCGGAGAAGGAGGCGUUUGAGCUACUCGAGCUCGCGGUCAAGAACGGGGUCGAGUACGUCGACGUCGAGAUCACCUUUGACCAGCAGCGCAUCAAGGAGCUUGCGACGAGGGCGCACCGGGGCCACUCGCAGAUCGUCGCGUCGUUCCACGACUGGUCGGGCAGUAUGAAGUGGAGUGAGGCGCUCGUCAAGGACAAGUACAAGGUCGCGAGCGAGCUGAGCGAUAUCGUCAAGAUUGUGGGCAAGGCCAACGAGCUCAAGGACAACUUUGCGCUGUUUGAGUUUGUGAGCAGGGUGGAGGCGCAGCCGGGCGCGAAGCCGAUCAUUGCGAUCAAUAUGGGCGCCGAGGGCCAGCUGUCGCGCGUGCUUAACCGCACGUUGACGCCUGUUACGCAUCCGCUUCUCCCUAGCAAGGCUGCUCCUGGCCAGCUCUCGUUUGCGCAGAUUCAGCAGGCGCUCCAUCUUGCAGGGCAGCUUCCCGCGCGCCGGUUCUUCCUCUUUGGAACGCCCAUCUCGCAGUCGCCCUCUCCCACCCUGCACAACACCGGUUUCGCGACGCUGGGCUUGCCGCACCAGUAUGACCUGCUCGAGACGUCCGAUGUUGGCGAGCAGAUCCGCGCGACGCUCGCGAGCCCCGACUUUGGUGGCGCGAGCGUGACCAUCCCGCACAAGCUCGAUGUGAUGCCUCUCCUCGACAGGCUCACGCCCGCUGCCGAGGCGAUCGGCGCCGUCAACACGAUCAUCCCCACCUCUGAGGGUGCCUCUGGCGCCCGGAUCCUCGUCGGCGACAACACGGACUGGCUCGGCAUGCGCGCGUGCAUCCUCGAGAAGCAGCCCUCGCUCGCCGCGCCCGCUGCUGCGCUCGUCAUUGGCGCAGGCGGCACCGCCCGCGCGGCGAUCUACGCGCUGCAGUCGCUCGGCGCGAAGCGCAUCUACGUGCAUAACCGCACGGCGGCUAAGGCGCAGGCGCUCGUGGACGCGUUCCCCAACGCGCGCGUGGAGGUUGUCGAGCGUCUCGGCGCGUGGCCCGGCGAUGCGCCUAGCGUGAUCAUCUCGACUGUCCCCGCGAGCGCGGGUGCUGCGGGGCUGCCCGAGACGCUGUUUGAUAAGGCGGUGGCGAGGGGGAUUGUUGUGGAUAUGGCGUACAAGCCCGCGGAGACGCCGCUGCUUGCGCUGGCGAGGAGCGUUGCUUCGCAGAGCUGGGCGACGGUCUCGGGUGUCGAGGUGUUGCUUGCGCAGGGGUAUGAGCAGUUUGAGCGGUGGACGGGGCGCAAGGCGCCCAAGGGCGUUGUGCAGAGGGCUGUGUUGGAGAUGUAUAAUGCGAGCAACUGAGUUCUGCCUGUUGGGUUGAGGGCAUAGUAGAUUUUUUCGACGUGUUUUUUUCUUUCUUUCAUUGUAGUGUUUGGGUUUUCGUGUUGUAGGUUACCCUCUAGAAUUAUUGAACUGUUUCAAGUUUUGACUUGACGAACCACC